Molecule: messenger RNA, 1675 nt
Organism: Brassica napus (rape)
Lineage: Eukaryota; Viridiplantae; Streptophyta; Magnoliopsida; Brassicales; Brassicaceae
Product: cytochrome P450 81D11-like
Exons: 3
Coding region: 111-1604 (497 amino acids)
Molecular function (GO): heme binding; monooxygenase activity; oxidoreductase activity, acting on paired donors, with incorporation or reduction of molecular oxygen
Source: RefSeq, a predicted model, not a curated record
UUUUUUCAAUCAUCAUGCAUGCUUCUUAGCGAGACGACUCUCGCUUUCAUUAUAAAAUAAGGUAUAACGCUUAAGUCUCAUCUCCAACAACAACAAAAAGAUUAGAUCUAAUGGAAACCCAUUUCCUAGUUUUAUCUCUCGCUUUCUUCUUUCUCAUUUCUCUAAAACUUUUGUUUGGUAAACGGCAUAUCAAGUUUAACCUACCACCAAGUCCGGCUAGACCACUGCCGUUCAUUGGACACCUUCACCUACUCAAGCAGCCGCUCCACCGUACAUUCCUAACCUUCUCUAAGUCCCUCGACGGUGCUCCAAUAUUCUCACUCCGCCUCGGAAACCGUCUCGCGGUUGUCGUCUCCUCCUACUCCGUCGCUGAAGAGUGCUUUACCAAAAACGACAUUGUUUUGGCUAACCGGCCAGAGUUCAUUGUCGGAAAACACAUUGAGUACAACUUCACCACUAUGACCAGUGCGCCUUAUGGUGACCACUGGAGAAACUUGCGCCGUAUCAGCACUCUCGAGAUCUUCUCGUCACACAAGCUCAAUGGCUUGUUAUCUGUUCGUACGGACGAGAUCCGACACUUGCUACUGCGUCUCUCCAAGAACUCUCAACAUGGGUUUGCGAGGGUGGAGAUGAGAUCAUUGUUUAUGGACUUGACUAUAAAUAACAUCCUUAGAAUGAUGGCUGGGAAACGAUUCUAUGGUGACGGAACAGAGCAAGACGACAACGCGCGGCGAGUGAGACAUCUGAUUGACGAGGUGGUGGCCAAGGCAGGCGCAGGCAAUGCUAACGAUUAUAUCCCAAUCUUGCGUUGGUUCACAAAUUUUGAAAAACAGGUCAAGGAGUUAGCUGGCCGAGUCGAUGAGUUCUUACAGAGUCUGGUGGAUGAGAAACGUGCUAAUAAAGAAAAGGGCAACACUAUGAUGGAUCACUUGCUCUCUCUCCAACAAAUGCAGCCAGAUUAUUACACGGAUGUCACUCUGAAAGGAAUCAUAAUAGUUAUGAUUCUUGCUGGAACUGAAACAUUAACAGGGACGUUAGAAUGGGCCAUGUUGAAUUUGUUGAAUCAUCCAGAGGUAUUAAGGAAAGCAAGAACCGAAAUCGAUACCAAGAUCGGUUUUGACCGGUUAAUAGAUGAACCGGAUACUAAAAGUCUCCCUUAUCUCCAAGGGAUUGUGUUGGAGACCUUACGUCUUCACCCGGCAGCUCCGACACUUGUGCCCCACAUGACAUCAGACGAUUGCAUGUUGGCAGGGUACGAUGUUCCACGUGGGUCAAUGCUAUUGGUAAACGUUUGGGCUAUGCAUAGAGACCCAUCUGUAUGGGAAGAUCCAGAAAUGUUCAAGCCAGAGAGGUUCGAAAAUGAAAAGGAAAAGCAAAAGGUGUUGUCUUUUGGGAUCGGACGACGAGCCUGUCCCGGGGUCGCGCUAACUCAUCGGCUAGUGACCUUGGCUCUCGGAUCGAUGGUUCAGUGUUUUGAAUGGGAGAGAACUGGAGAAGAGUAUAUUGAAACUAGAGAAGCACCCAUGAUGCGUCCAGCGACUCCCUUGCUAGCCAUGUGUAAAGCUCGUCCCAUUGUCCAUAAGACUUUCGAUGGUUUUGCUUGAAUGUUGUAACUUUGCUUGAAUGUUAAUUUGUCUUUUAUGUUCGAAAAUAAUAUAAGAUCAUGUUUCUGGUU